CAGCGCCGCACUCCGCAGUGGCAGCAGUCCUUAUUCGAGUAGCAGCAGCAGCGCAAUAGAGCUUCGAAACAGCAGGCUCGUGUCCACGAGACGCUCCGCAGACACAUUACGAGCUCGAGAAGCAUUACUCUCCCCUGGCGCAAUAAUCGUGUUUAUGGGGACGCGCGAGUGAAUGAGUGUGUAUCGUAUCUGUGACAUGAGAAUCGGAGUGUCGCCGAGAAUCGCCUCUCCUCCUGCGCUCCGAUAAGACGAGAGAAAUUCGAUAAUAAGCUCGAGAAAAGAGUCGGACUCGACAGUUGGAGUUAGCGAGACUACAUCAACAGCGGCAGGAGGGACUGCUCACGAUGUCAGAAAAAAUCGGCGUACCACCGUCGGAGAACUUCCAGUUGAAAUGGCACAGCUACGGGGCCCAUCUGCACAGCUCGGUGGCGACCCUGCUCCACUCGGAGUCGUUCGCCGACGUGCUGCUGGCCACCUCGUGCGGACGCCACGUGGCCGCUCAUCGCUUCGUCCUCGCGGCCUGCUCGUCCUACCUAUCGCACAUCUUCCAGAAUUGCCACUUUGGUGCCAACACCAAUGCCCCUAUCAUCGUGGUCCUGCCGACGGAAAUCGGUUACCGUACCUUGAAGAUCCUCGUCCAGUACAUGUACAGCGGCGAGACGACCGUGUCGAACGAGCAGCUCGAGAGCGUCUUAAAAGCCGGUGAUAUUCUCCGAGUGCGAGGACUCUGGCGAUCGAAUUCGACUAGUAGCAAGAAGGAGAACAUCCAGUCCAACAGUCAAACUUCCGGCAAAUCGGCAGCCAGCGGCAAUAGCCUGCCCGCGGCCAAACAGUCCCAACAGACGGUCGUGGCUUCCGGCCACUUUCAGAAGAUCAAACUCGUGCAGCCGGAGCAGCAUCAUCACCAUCAGCAGCAGCAGCAGGUAAUACAGCAAACGCCGCAGAUCCACAGUGCCAGCGAGAGGAGAGCAGCUGCGUCCAGCGACAACAACAAAUCUGCCAAGGACAAGGAACACGAGCAGCUCGAGUCGAGAGCCGGCCAGGAGGUCGAGAAUGGAGAGGUUGGCAAGAAUAAGGAAAACGUCGAAGUCAAUCGAAGCAAAGAUAAGAGAAAAUUCAGCGAGACCGAGAGCAUCAGGAGCAAGAGUGACGUGAGCAUCGAGGAAAAUUCGCGGGACUUGAAUCUGGACAUGGUGGUGAAAGAGGAGCCAGUACAGUGGGAAGAGCCGAUGGACCCGACCGAUGCUCUCACCAUCGACCACGACAUCGACAUCAAACCCGAAAUCGUUCACAGUGCCGACGAGGACGGCGACAUCGAAGAGGAAGAGUACACGCCCUUAACUUGUGAUAUGUGCAGUCAAACGUUCAAUCGACCUUCCGACUGGGUUCGCCACAUCGAGUUCACUCACGCAGACAUGACGGAAAAUCGAAGAAAAAAGAGAAAGGGCGAGACCGACGACGACGGCAAGGACUUUCCACCCUUGAAGUGCGACCUCUGCGGCAAUCAGUAUCCCACGCCCCAAGAGUGGGUGCGCCACAUUCAAACGGAGCACACGGAGGAGCAGCUCGCCCUGAUGAACAAUUCGGCGCCGCCGAAGCCGAAGCGCGUGCACAAUCACCAGAAGCUCUGCAACACCUGCAACAAAGUAUUUCCGUCGCACGCCUCCAUGGUCAUACACCAGCGUACCCACACUGGCGAGAGGCCCUUCCUCUGUUCCUAUUGUAAAAAAGGCUUCAACGUCAAGAGCAAUCUGUUGAGGCAUCUGCGAACUCUCCACGACAAAUUCGUACAUCCGAGUCUCUACGGGAGCAACGGCAGUAAACAUAACAACACCUAAGGGUGUAAACAAUUAUCAAUCAAGGCUAAUCAAACUUAAAUAAAACUAAUACUUCAAGCUUCUUUCUUUUUUAUAAAGGUGUUAAGUAUGUGAUUAUGACAGCAAAACGAAGUUAGAUUUAGUUGAGCCUUAAGGUAUUAAAAAUUACUUUUAAUAAACUUAGAUUACUCUUUGAAACUCCCUCCCAGUUGGACGUUAAAAAAAAAAAACAGUAUCGAGGCUGUAAAAAAUUAAGGAGUCUGACAAUUAAUGCCAAAGUAUUUCGUGUUUUUCUUUUUUGCUACUUUUAAAUCGUAAUAAUUAUAGGCAACGUUUUUUCUCGAUGAACGUACUCAUACCAAAAAUGUAAACUCUUUACUUUUAAUUAAUCUAAUGUUAAUGUUAUGAAAUAAAAGUGCGAGUGAUAAGCGCGAUUGUGAUGUGAACUAUAUAUUUGAAAGAAAUCGUUGAGAAUGUAAAAUACUAGAGAACGAAAACUUUUAAAAUUUCUCACGCAUGCAUUUUUCCAUUGCGAAUUUUGAGCUAUAUGACGGAUCGAUCGAUCAAAUUCUAUUUAUAAUAUAGAUUUUUAAGAUUUCAAACGUGUACUUCUAUAAAAGUAGGCUAUGCAAUCUCUGGUAGCUCACUAAUCUCCGCAGUUCGUAAGCUAAUUAUGUAUUUUUAUAUUAAAAAAACGAUGUAGCUAAUAACAUUCUUAGUACAUAAAUCUUUUAAAAAAAGAUAACAAUUUACUAUUCUAUUAGCUUUUUUCGAACUUCAAAUCAAUGAAUAGGAUAGGGAAAAAAAAUAAAUAUAUACAAGAUUUAUCAAAAAAAUGAACAAAUAUAUAUUGAUUUUCAUAUUAUACAUUUUAAUUGUGACAUUUACCUGAUAUCCAUGAAAAUUCAUCAAGUCACAGUUGAAUCAAACAGAAAGAAUGUACAUCUUUUAGAAAGUAUUGUAAUUACAUUAUCCUAAUUCGAAAAAAAUAGUGUCAAUUCUGUAUUGCGCUAAUACUGUGACAAGCCAAACGACUUCAAUAUAAAGUUUCAAUAUAUAUCAUUCUUGAAAUUA
Messenger RNA from Trichogramma pretiosum, 2891 nucleotides. Its product is annotated as zinc finger and BTB domain-containing protein 14. Gene Ontology annotation, cellular component: nucleus. The coding region runs from base 345 to 1838 and encodes 497 amino acids. NCBI's taxonomy places the organism in Eukaryota, Metazoa, Arthropoda, Insecta, Hymenoptera, Trichogrammatidae. Gene Ontology annotation, biological process: regulation of transcription by RNA polymerase II. Gene Ontology annotation, molecular function: protein binding. The record is from RefSeq and is a predicted model, not a curated record. The transcript has 5 exons.